This is a messenger RNA of Dalotia coriaria, 4039 nucleotides long. RefSeq names its product erythroid differentiation-related factor 1. The record is from RefSeq and is a predicted model, not a curated record. Lineage: Eukaryota; Metazoa; Arthropoda; Insecta; Coleoptera; Staphylinidae. Gene Ontology annotation, biological process: positive regulation of DNA-templated transcription. Gene Ontology annotation, molecular function: protein binding.
ACCAAACGUACCCAGGUAAUUUUUGCUAAUUUUGUUAUAACAUGUCAAAAAUUUAACCUACCUUUCAUUUUCUUUUCACUUUCGUAUUAAUAAUAAGUUCUAGUUUUUCUGAACAUUCAAUAAUUAAUCGCACACUAAUUAUAAAAUGCCAGAAAUGACAAAUUCCUAGUAAAUACAAUUAAUUUCCAACGGUCGUGACCGGUUGCCAUCAGGAUCGUGCAAUGUUCUCACACCAUUCCUUCAAGUUCUUCUAGAAAAGUCUCAAAUACUCAAGGUUCCAGAACAAAACUCGGGAACGAAACAACAAAUGGAGGUUACACAGAAAAAUUCAAAAUCUAAAAUUGAACCAGACAAAAAUAAAAUGACUUCAAUCACAAAUAGUGAAAGCACCAGUGGAAUAUCAUCAUCAUCAUCAUCAGAAGGAGUUAAAUCAACAGCAGUAGUUAAAUAUUCAGUUCCAAAACCUGCUAACUUCUUACAGCUCCAAUGCAAUACAGAUUUGAAGGUUCCACCAUCAAAUUGGCUCACAAAUUCCACAGAAUCCUAUGGAUUACAGCAUGUAUUAUACUCUCAUAAAGGCUUCUCAAGUUUCCGUAUGGCACAUAUGUUUCCCGACUGUGUCGGCGAAGUUGACGUCGUUUCCGAUUCGGAAAACAUCAAAAAUCUCUUGAAAAUUCCUUACAAUAAAGGCCACAUAGUCAGCAUGAUGGUACAUCGAGUAGAAAACACCUUACUACUCGAUGAUUUCGACAUGUACAAGCAUUUACUACGCACUGCCGAAUCCGAAUGGGAAUGGUUACGCAAAUUUUUCAAUGAAAAUGUAGAGAGUGACAUUCUCGACGAGGAGCGCAUGUUAUACAUCAAAAACAAGCGGCAGAAAGCGCUGAAACAAAAACAUCUGGUGUCGAAGUUCCUCUAUCAUAGUCUAGUGCAAGACGAUGCGACUGACGUUGAGGAAUUCAACGUGAAUCGACAACAAGUGCAAGGUCCAUCACUGCCUGAACCACCACCAGAUGAGGAAACACCAGAUUCAAAUAGUUUCGAACACAAAUACAACCGCAACGUGGUGUGGACUUUCGAAGACAUAGAAAUGUUCAUCGGCACUGAUAUGCCCAUAUUCGGCGGUGGAACACAUCCCUGUAUUUCUUUACGUUUGAGAGAUGAAAAACCAAUCAAUGUUUUGACCGGCAUUGAUUAUUGGCUGGAUAAUUUGAUGUCGAAUGUGCCUGAGGUUGUCAUGUGCUAUCAUUUGGAUGGCAUUGUGCAAAAAUACGAGCUGAUCAAGACUGAAGAUCUACCGAGUCUAAAGGAUUCGAAAUUCAACCCGGAAUUAAUCCGUGAUGUGGCACAGAGUAUUUUAUCGUUCUUGAAGAGUAACGCAACGAAAGCAGGACACACAUAUUGGUUAUUCAAAGGCAAAGAUGAAGAUGUAGUCAAGUUGUAUGAUUUAACAUCACUCUGCUCCAACGAUAAUGAUGAUUCUGAGCAAAAUCCAUUCACAGUACCUGUCGCUUUAUUACUAUAUCGUGUAGCGAGGAAUAUGAAACAUUCUCGUGAGUCUCGCCAACCUGGUACAAUUCGCAUGCUGUUGAAAAACUGUGUUAAACUGUUAGACGAAGAGAAAUAUCCGGAGAUUGUCACUUCUUCACAUUAUAUGCUUAGCGAUUUAUACGUGCCUGCGGAUACUAAUCCAGAAAAUCCAAAAUUAGACUCUCCGGAAGAUGAACUGUCAAACGAUGAUUUCUGGAAUUACAAUGGGCCAGAUGCGGAUACUUUUAAGAGUAAUUCAGAUGGAAAUCAAAAUGGCGAUCAAGAAGAAGAUAUAAAAACAUUAUCACUAUCGGACUCUUGUGCAAAAUUAGAAGAUUCUGAUAUAGGUUAUAAACAUCCACCACCGAUAGCUGGCAGUGUUGAAGAACGUAGUCUACAAGCAUUACUUCAUAUUCAGGCAGGAAUCAACUGCUUACAGUAUUUUAAAAUGGAUUUUGAAAAGGAGAAGCAAAUGAAUGAGGAAGCAAAUAUCAAAAUGGCGAAACAAGAUGAACCAAUCCCGAUGCCAUAUGAAAAAUUACAGGCGGAGGACACAAAUUCAGAUAGCAUUCGGAAGCAGAAAGAAGAAGAACCUCACAAACCAAAGAAAAAAGGCAAGAAAAAGAAAGUCGAAAAAGAUGCCUAUGAUGAACUCUGUGUUGGAAAUGCAAGUAAAUCUAAACAUGCUCUGCUUUUAAAAAAUGCAACCGAAGCUCAACCACUACCAACAUGGCAAGGACCUCCCAAAGGUCAAUUAUCCUGGAAGGAACAUCUUAAAACUUUAUUAUAUGAAAAAGCUGUAUUAGUUUAUGCUAUUCUCUCUGAAAACCACUACGGUGCGAAAAACUACGGCAGUAGUCUACGAUAUUUAGGUCUGCUUGUUCGCACCUUACAAGUCAUGUCCAAAUUAAAAUACUCCGUGUGUACAUUGAAGGAAAGCUGCAUUUUGGGACGCGGUGGUGAUUGUUGUGUCAUGAUUGCGCAGUCUUGGGACAAAGGCGAAGAAUACCGCAAUCAAUUCCAUACACACACCGACGAGGAUCUCAAAAUGCUGGAUAAAAUCGAAAAAGAUGAACAGAUAUUCAAUAUUCAGCUAGCUGAAUGCAGGACAAAGUGUGUAUUAAUCUACGAUAUUCGAACAAUCGAGCAAAUUCUGCUCAAAGCUGUCGAAUGUUAUGAGGAGGCUUUGAAGUUGUCAAACUCCGAAUGUUUGCUAAGAAGAUUGGCGAAUAGCCUCAACGAAGUUGGCUCGUUCUAUCUCAACAAAGCCAAGACGACCACCAAGGAAGACGCAGUGGUGGAGUUUUGUAAAAAGAGCGAACCCUAUUUGAAACGCUCCGUGGAGAUCUUCGAGCGGAUCAAAGAUGAUGCAAAUAUUGCUUUGGUCUACACGAAUAUCGGACACCUGCAUAGAUUACUCGCACAUGCAAGUACUCCGAAUGAACGCGGUGAACUUACCACAAAGGAGAAGUUUCACUACAACAAAGCGUUUGCUAAUUAUAACAAAGCGCUGCAAGUUAUUGGCGAGCGGAAGCAUUGUGCGAAUAUUUGGGAUGCAGUCAAGUGGGAAUUAUCGACGGCAUUGUUUACCAUGGCAACCAUUUUGCAUGAAAAUCCCUCUGGUGAUAAUAUUCAUGAAGCCGAGAAAGAAGUGAUUGAAGUGUUUCAACGCGCGUUGAAUGCCUGCGAUUUUGAUGAGAACAAUCCGAAAUAUCCUUUAUAUCAAUAUCGAGCUGCCACAAUAUAUUAUCGCCUUGGAAGUUUAUACCACAGACAUAUUUGGACUGUGGCUAACUGCAAUGAAGCCAAGCGCAAGAAUAUUAUUCAACUGUCAAAGCUCAACUAUGAGAAAGCAGCAAAAAUGUUUUUCCUAUCGAUGGAUUGUAUUAAUUAUCUCACUGCACAAAUGCAACGAUUUGCUUUGACUGAAUACAUAGCAGGAACUGCAAUUAAUGCUCAAAUGAAAUACAAGCAUCUACAACAAUGCCUGGAGAUUGUAAUCGAAAUCGGCGAGAUGAUCCAUCAAAUAGUCGAGCAGAAUGUGGACGUGCCCGCUGAAGACGUACGAGAUUUCGACGUGAAACGCAAGAAGAGCGCCGAAAAUUACAAAUCGUGCAGUUCGCUAUUGAUUCUGGUCAAGCAACGGCUGCAGCACGUGCUGAAGAAUUUGAUCAAAGUGUGCCUCCAGAAGCCGCCCAUUAACAAGGAGACGCCAAAGUUCGCGAAUCUUUAUAAGUUUUGUUACUCGGUCACUUUCAAUGUCGACAAGGAGGAAACAUUCUACGGCUUUGCGAAAACCCUCGAUGACACGCUGAAACACAUCGAUCAAUAUUUAAGCGCCCAUAAAUAGGCAACGCAAGAUGUAUUAUCAGUAAACAGGCGUUUCGAUUACUGUUUGCGUUUAUUUAUUCAUGCUUACUCUUUAAAACUGUGUUAAUGAUUAUCAAUUUUAUGUACUUACUUUGUUUUAUCGCCACUAUGAAUCAUCAUUAUAAUUAGUUUCUUGUUA